Molecule: messenger RNA, 318 nt
Organism: Cooperia oncophora
Lineage: Eukaryota; Metazoa; Nematoda; Chromadorea; Rhabditida; Trichostrongylidae
Source: the annotation of a GenBank genome assembly
AUGAGAGAUCUGGCAGUUUUUCUUGCCAAGGAAGUGGAGCGGCAGUUCAAUACCGAACCGUCCAGCCUAGACAUUGGCCUUUGCGAGAGGCGCUUUCGAGCUCUCGAGCAAAUACAUACGAACACGACGGCCAAAUUAUAUCCACAUCAGUACAAAUCAGGGGUUUUUGGACUCAAUUUGGAGCAAUUACAGGAAGUAAUGGUUGAUGAAGAGUAUCCUGAGCUCCUAAAAAUUACCUCCAGCACUUGUCGUCUCAUUGUCAUAGAAAUUGCAUUGGUGCUCGUCAACCCAAAUUAUUCGAGCAAAAUGGUCCGCUGA